AUGGUAAGUUAUCUGUCUAUCUCUCUAUGCCUAUUCAUAUCUACAGACCAUCAUAUCUAUCUAUCUAUCUAUCUAUCUAUCUAUCCUUAUAUGAAUUAUUCUUCAUCAUUAUUUCUGUUGAUUGACUUUUUCUCUCACCUGAAUAGUGACUAUUUACUCGACUUGAGGAGAGAUUUCAUUGCAUCUCUCUCUCUCUCUCCAUCUUUUCUCUCACUUGUUGAAAACAAAAUACUUAUGUUCCUGGUCAUAUUACUUAUGUUCCUGGUCACAUUACUUAUGUUCCUGGUUACAUGUUCCUGGUCAUAUUACUUAUGUUCCUGGUUACAUUUCCUUCAUGUUCCUGGUCACAUUUCUUAUGUUCUUGGUCACAUUUCUUAUGUUCCUGGUCACAUUUAUUAUGUUCCUGGUCAUAUUACUUAUGUUCCUGGUCAUAUUUCUGGUCAUAUUACUUAUGUUCCUGGUUACAUUUCUUAUGUUCUUGGUCACAUUUCUCCUUCAUUUCUUAUGUUCUUGGUCACAUUUUUUAUGUUCUUGGUCAUAUUACUUAUGUUCCUGGUCAUAUUUUAUUAUGUUCCUGGUUACAUUUCUUAUGUUCCUGGUUACAUUUUUUAUGUUCCUGGUCACAUUUCUUAUGUUCUUGGUCACAUUUCUUAUGUUCUUGGUCACAUUAUAUUAUGUUCCUGGUCAUAUUACUUAUGUUCCUGGUUUGCAUUUCUUAUGUUCCUGGUCACAUUUCUUAUAAUUCUUGAUCACAUUUCUUAUGUUCUUGGUCACAUUACUUAUGUUCCUGGUCAUAUUACUUAUGUUCCUGGUCAUUUCUUAUGUUCCUGGAUUUACAUUUCUUAUGUUCUUGGUCACAUUUCUUAUGUUCCUGGUUGGACAUUUGUUAUGUUCCUGGUCAUAUUACUUAUGUUCCUGGUCAUAUUACUUAUGUUCCUGGUUACAUUUCUUAUGUUCCUGGUCACAUUUCUUAUGUUCCUGGUCACAUUUCUUAUGUUCUUGGUCACAUUUCUUAUGUUCUUGGUCACAUUACUUAUGUUCCUGGUCAUAUUACUUAUGUUCUGGUUUUUCAUUCCUUAUGUUCCUGGUUACAUUUCUUAUGUUCCUGGUCACAUUUCUUAUGUUCUUGGUCACAUUUCUUAUGUUCUUGGUCACAUUACUUAUGUUCCUGGUCAUAUUACUUAUGUUCCUGGUUACAUUUCUUAUGUUCCUGGUCACAUUUCUUAUGUUCUUGAUCACAUUUCUUAUGUUCUUGGUCACAUUACUUAUGUUCCUGGUCAUAUUACUUAUGUUCCUGGUCAUAUUACUUAUGUUCCUGGUUACAUUUCUUAUGUUCUUGGUCACAUUUCUUAUGUUCUUGGUCACAUUACUUAUGUUCCUGGUCAUAUUACUUAUGUUCCUGGUCAUAUUACUUAUGUUCCUGGUUACAUUUCUUAUGUUCUUGGUCACAUUUCUUAUGUUCCUGGUUACAUUUGUUAUGUUCCUGGUCAUAUUACUUAUGUUCCUGGUCAUAUUACUUAUGUUCCUGGUCAUAUUACUUAUGUUCCUGGUUACAUUUCUUAUGUUCCUGGUCACAUUUCUUAUGUUCUUGGUCACAUUUCUUAUGUUCUUGGUCACAUUACUUAUGUUCUUGGUCACAUUACUUAUGUUCCUGGUCAUAUUACUUAUGUUCCUGGUCAUGUUAAUUAUGUUCCUGGUCAUGUUACUUAUGUUCCUGGUUACAUUUGUUAUGUUCCUGGUCAUAGUACGUAUGUUCCUGGUCACAUUACUUGUGUUCCUGGUUAUAUUUCUUAUGUCCUGGUUACAUUACUUUUGUUCCUGGUCACGUUACUUAUGUUUCUGGUUACAUUAUUUAUGCUUCUGUUUAUAUUACUUACUCCUUAG
Messenger RNA from Acanthosepion pharaonis, 1884 nucleotides. The record is from the annotation of a GenBank genome assembly. Lineage: Eukaryota; Metazoa; Mollusca; Cephalopoda; Sepiida; Sepiidae.